Molecule: messenger RNA, 3512 nt
Organism: Bicyclus anynana (squinting bush brown)
Lineage: Eukaryota; Metazoa; Arthropoda; Insecta; Lepidoptera; Nymphalidae
Gene: Hacl
Product: 2-hydroxyacyl-CoA lyase 1
Exons: 12
Coding region: 262-1968 (568 amino acids)
Biological process (GO): fatty acid alpha-oxidation
Cellular component (GO): peroxisome
Molecular function (GO): thiamine pyrophosphate binding; catalytic activity; magnesium ion binding
Source: RefSeq, a predicted model, not a curated record
CUUGAUGGAGUUAAUGAUAAAGCUAUAAAAUGUAUGCCUUUUCACUGUCUCAACGUGUGGAGUACACGGAGGUCAAAGAUAAACGUUGUUUCACAAUUAUAACUUGGCUUACCUGAAAGUUUUAUUGCUCUUAAGAUAAACAGAAACAACUUUUUUACGGCAAGUUUUAGGAGCGUGCCUAUCGCUCGCAGACGUAUAGCACGAUUCACGCAACCAUUGUUUCGGAGAAAUUUACACAUAACUCGGAAAUUGAACCAAGCUAUGGCGGUCGACGGUAACAAUAUACUGGCUGAAAGUCUAAAAAAACAGGGCAUUGAAUAUGUAUUUGGGAUUGUUGGUAUUCCUGUAAUUGAAACCUCACUUGCAUUACAAGCCGCAGGACUCAAAUAUGUAGGCAUGCGCAAUGAACAAGCUGCAUGCUAUGCCGCUCAAGCCAUUGGAUAUUUAACAGGAAAACCAGGAGUAUGUCUCGUGGUAUCAGGUCCUGGGCUACUUCACUGUAUAGGCGGCAUGGCAAAUGCACAAGUGAACUGCUGGCCCCUUUUAGUUAUUGCCGGCUCCUGCCCCGAAGAUCAUGAGGGUAUUGGUGGCUUCCAGGAGUGGUUGCAGGUGGAAUCAAGUCGUAUGUAUAGCAAAUACGCAGCGCGGCCGCCGUCUCCGCGCCUCAUACCUCUGCACGUGGAGAAGGCGGUGCGCUACGCCAGCGCCGGCCGCCCCGGCGUCUCCUACCUAGACAUGCCUGCUACGCUACUGACGGCUGAGAUAGACGAAGACAAAGUGCCCCUAGACUACUACAAUGCUGGGCCUAUUCAACUUGCUCACCCAAAUCCAGAGUUAGUGGAGCAAGCUGCAGACUUGCUCUCCAAAGCAGAACGACCUCUCAUCAUAGUCGGCAAGGGCGCAGCGUAUGGACGGGCCGAGGAAGCUGUGUCCAAGCUGGUGGAAGCUACUAAGGUGCCAUUCUUGCCAACACCCAUGGGCAAGGGCGUGGUACCGGACGAGUCCGCGUACUGCGUGUCGACGGCGCGCACGCAGGCGCUGCUGCAGGCGGACGUCGUGCUGCUGCUCGGCGCGCGCCUCAACUGGAUGCUGCACUUCGGACAGCCGCCGCGAUACGCGCCCGACGCCAAAGUUAUACAGGUGGAUAUAUCACCCGAGGAAUUCCACAACAGCGUGAAAUCCGAAGUGGCUGUACAUUCCGAUAUCAAGCCGUUCGUGGAGGCUCUCUCGCGGAAGCUCAGCGAGAAGAACUUCUCGCUCGCUCCGACCAGCAGCUGGUGGCAGGCGCUGAGCGAGAAACAGAAGAAGAACACGCAGUUUGUAGAGGAGCAAGCAAGCAGUAAAUUAUUGCCGCUGAACUACUACGCAGUGUUCAAGGCGGUGCAGGCGAAUAUCCCGCGGGACUCCAUCAUCGUGAGCGAGGGCGCCAACACCAUGGACAUCGGGCGCGGCAUCCUGCUCAACAACAAGCCCCGGCACCGCCUCGACGCCGGCACCUUCGGGACCAUGGGCGUGGGUCCCGGGUUCGCAGUGGCGGCCGCUAUGUGGUGCCGCGACUACGCUCCGGACAAGAGGGUCAUUUGCGUCGAGGGCGACUCUGCUUUCGGCUUCUCAGGAAUGGAGAUCGAGACGAUGUUCCGCUACAAGCUGCCGGUGAUCAUCGUCAUCGUCAACAACAACGGCAUCUACGGCGGCUUCGAGCGACAGGUCAUGGAGGACCUGCAGGCCAGCGGCGACCUUGCGCAAUGCACGCCACCAACAGCGCUGUCAACAGAAGUGCGUUACGAGAAGAUGAUGGAAAUGUUCGGAGCUAGCGGCCAUCUGUGCCGCACCGUGCCGGAGAUCAAGGCGGCUCUCAAGGAGGCUGUGAAGGUGACGGACCGGCCCAGCAUCAUCAACGUGCUGAUCGACCCGCAGGCGAGCAGGAAGCCGCAGGCCUUCAACUGGCUCACUGAGUCUAAACUGUGAUAACGAUAACUUAAACCCUCAGACUAAAUACAUAAGGACUAGUAUCGCACCCAAAUUCACGAACAAAAUUUUCUGCCAUUUUCUAAGGAAAACUAGCUUAGAUUUCAUACAUAUUUUAAACUAAACUAGCAGUGUUUGUUCAUUUUUUACACCAUAUAACUACAUAAAAAGGUAUUUUUACGGAGGUUUUUAACCGACGGACACGAUUUUAAACUAUGAAACAUCGAUUCUUUAGAGACAGUGUUUAUAAUCGCAUAAGAUCGUUGAUCAUAUACGUUGACAGAAAAAUAAUGUCUUGCGAGGCAGGUCUUUAUCUAAUUAGUCUGAGCUUAAACCGCUAUAACACUGGCGUUUUGUGAACGGUAGCGUUUUUCUAACUUUAAGACGGGAAAACGCUGCAUAUAAAUACUACCUUAAUAUCGCAAUUAUUUAGCAUCAAGCGUUUGUUGGACUACAAAUGAUUUUGAAAAGUUAAAAGCGCCAAAGGUUUACAGCUUAUUAUUCAGAAAUCUGUGUAUUCACAACACAGCACCAGUCAUGAUUUAAAAUAUUAAUAUUGUAAAUAAAUUUUAAACUUUAGUUUUAGACAGUUGCAUGCGGUGUUUACCUAUAAAAAGAUUUGCAUUUUAUCUUUCUGCUUCUUGCAUUUAUGUUUAAUAAUUGUAUUAUUUGUAUGUCUGUUGGUAGACCAAAUAAAGAGAAAAAAAAAAAAAAAAGAAAUCGCCAGUGGGAUAGCUACUUCACAUUUUUUUUUAAACGACGACGACGUAUUACUUACUGUAUACCUACCGCGGGUACUGAACUUUUGUACAUAAUAAACAUACAGACUUUCUUUCGCAUUUAUUAUAUUAAGUAUGAAUAUGAAGCUUCAUUACAUUUGUUUUAUAAUUUAAUUAUAAAGCAUUUUAAAGUAUAGCGCGUCUGUAUUUAUUAUUACGUGGAAAUUGUUUUAAGUCAUCGUAUCCCGUUUUUAUCUAGUCUCUAAAAUGGCGUCGUGUGUACAGGUCCUUUGAUCUAAAAAUAUAACCAUGCUUGGGAUUCAUAUUUUUGGUGUUACUAAUUUUAUUUCGAAAACUUGUUAAUACAAAAAAUAAAGUUCUAUUGUUUAUAUCAUGGGUGUGGUCUGUAAUAUUUUGUUAACAAGACAUUUUAAUAAGCAUACAAACAAAAACUGGGUUCUUGUAUUUUUGCUCAUAAUAUCUACUUAUGUACCUAGUGAAAGUUGAUAAAAAAAAACUGGUUAUUAGAUGAGUAUAUAAAAUAUAUUUUUGUAUUUGUAAAUAUUAUAUUGUAAUCUGUAUUUUUAUAAUAUAUAAUGUUUGUUAAAACUUUAGCAUUUGUAAUUAAUUCAGAUAAGCUAUAUAAAUGUGUGAACAAGGGGUUAGGUGCAAUGUUUAAUUUAUUGGAAAAGGUGUAAUAAGUAAAACAAAGAUGGCGUCAGAUUUAAUUCAUAUAUUGUCUGUCUAUUGAGUCAUCACAUCACAUGUUUGUAUAAGUUCAACUUAAAACAUUAAAUACAAUUAUAUGUUAUAUUAUAAACUAAA